AUGGCACUGGUCACCCUGCUGGAUGACCUAUUGAGGGAGGCCAACUGUGGCAAAACUUCCUUGUCGGUCCUCGAUAUCUCAGCCACCUUUGAUAACGGUCAACCACGGUCUCCUCCUGGGGAGGCUCUCCAAGGUUUAGAAAUCCCAGGUCAGAGGAUAUUCACUUGGAAGCGCCAGGAUUUUCACUUCUCUCUUCUUUCCUCUUGUGACAGGUUUCAGAAACAUGUUCAUACCUACCGGAUUUUGCCUGACGAGGAGGAUUUUCUGGCCGUGCAGACGUCCCAGGGGGUCCCGGUGCGGCGGUUCAAGACCCUGAGCGACCUCAUUGCGCUCUACCUGCAGCCGAACCAGGGCCUGGUUUGCACCCUCCUCUUCUCGGUGGAGCGGGAGAAGGAGAAGGAGAACGUCGAGGACAGGGACUAUUCAGAUGGGGAGGACGAGAAGCCCCCGUUACCGCCCCGCUCGGGAUCCACCAACAUUCCAGGUGGCACUGCCGCCUCUGGCCUGGCGUCCAACAACCCUGCCGUGCAGGACGGGAGUCUUGAAGGUGCCACCAAUGGGCUCAGCACCGUCUCCCAUGAAUACCUGAAAGGCAGCUAUUCCCUGGACCUGGAAGCGGUCAAGGCAGGUGCCAGCAGCCUGCCCCACCUCAACAAAACCCUGGUCACCUCCUGCAAGCGGCUGCACAGCGAAGUGGACAAAGUUUUGUCCGGCCUGGAGAUCCUGUCCAAGGUCUUCGACCAGCAAAGCUCCCCUAUGUUGUCCCGGAUUCUGCAGCAGACGGCUGGUCAGACAGGAGAACAGGAGUUGGAGAGUCUGGUCUUGAAGCUCUCCAUCUUGAAGGACUUCCUGUCCACCAUCGAGAAGAAGGCGCUGAAGGCUCUCCAGGACAUGAGCUCCACCGCCCAGCCGGGUCCGGCUCAGCCGUCCUCCCGCAAAACCAAGAGCAUUCCGGUUCACGCCUUCGAGGUGAAGCUGGACCUGACGUUAGGAGACCUUGCCAAAAUCGGGAAAUCCCAAAAGUAUACCUUAAGCGUGGACGUGGAGGGCGGGAAACUGGUGGUGCUGAAGAAGCAGAAGGAUUCCCAGGAGGACUGGAACACCUUCACGCACGACAAGAUCCGCCAGCUGAUAAAGUCCCAACGGGUGCAGAAUAAGCUGGGCAUCGUCUUUGAGAAGGAGAAAGACAAGUCCCAGCGGAAAGAUUUCAUCUUCGUCAGUGCCAGGAAACGGGAGGCUUUCUGCCAGCUGCUGCAGCUGAUGAAGAACAGACAUUCCAACCAGGACGAACCGGACAUGAUUUCCAUCUUCAUCGGCACGUGGAACAUGGGGAGCAUCCCGCCGCCCAAGAGCAUCUCCUCCUGGCUGGCCUCCAAGGGCCUGGGCCAGACUCUGGACGAGACGACGGUCACCAUUCCCCACGACAUCUACGUCUUCGGCACCCAGGAGAACUCCAUGGGGGACAAAGAGUGGGUGGAUUUCAUGCGGGGCGUCCUCAAGGACUUCACCGAGAUCGAGUACCGGCCGAUUGCCAUGCAGUCUCUGUGGAACAUAAAAAUCGCUGUCCUCGUGAAGCCGGAGCACGAGAACCGAAUCAGCCACGUUAGCACCUCCAGUGUGAAGACGGGGAUCGCCAACACGCUGGGAAACAAAGGCGCGGUGGGCGUCUCCUUCAUGUUCAACGGCACCUCCUUCGGUUUCGUCAACUGCCACCUCACGUCUGGCAGCGAGAAGACCGCCCGCAACACCAGUAGCUGCCUCCUCCAGAGUAAGGACAUGGAGCCACCCAGCCUGACCUUUCAGCUCAGAGUGGCUCAGGAAGGAGGGAGAAAGAGAAAAGGGCUCGGAAGGGCCCUAUCUCACACAAAAAGCCACGUUUCCUUCUUGACACUCACCAGCCGCCGGUGGGUCUCCCCGUUUUUUUCAGCCGAGGAAGAGAUCACCUUCCCCCCCACCUACCGCUACGAGAGGGGCUCCCGGGACACCUACGUGUGGCACAAGCAGAAGCCCACAGGGGUGAGAACCAACGUGCCCUCGUGGUGUGACCGCAUCCUCUGGAAGUCCUACCCGGAGACCCACAUCAAUAGCAACUCCUAUGGAUGCACGGACGACAUUGUGAGCAGCGACCACUCCCCCGUCUUUGCCGCCUUCGAAGUGGGGGUCACCUCCCAGUUUGUGUCCAAGAAAGGUCUCUCCAAGUCUUCGGACCAGGCCUACAUUGAGUUCGAGAGUGUGGAAGCCAUCGUGAAGACCGCCAGCCGGACCAAGUUCUUCAUCGAGUUCUACUCCACCUGCCUGGAAGAAUUCAAGAAGAGCUUUGAGAACGACUCCCAAAGCAGCGACAACAUCAACUUCUUGAAGGUCCAGUGGUCGUCCAGGCAGCUCCCCACGCUCAAGCCGAUCCUCUCGGACAUCGAGUACCUCCAAGAUCAGCACCUCCUCUUGACCGUCAAGUCGUUGGAUGGCUACGAAUCUUAUGGCGAGUGCGUUAUCGCCCUCAAGUCCAUGAUCGGAAGCACCGCCCAGCAGUUCCUGACUUACCUCUCCCACCGCGGGGAGGAGACAGGCAACAUCCGCGGCUCCAUGAAGGUCCGGGUCCCGGCGGAGCGCAUGGGGACGCGCGAGAGGCUCUACGAAUGGAUCAGCAUCGACAAGGAUGAGACGGGGGCUGCCAAAGGGAAGCCGCCCCCACCGGCCUCACGGACCAACCUGGAGCACACCAAAUCCGCUGGCAGGAAACAUUCGCCGGGAGAGGCUGCAGCAGCCGGUCCUUCCGGGAAACUCGCGGAUGACCUGGAGAAGCCGAGUCUCACGAUGGCUGGCCGCCCCCCAGCCCCGCAUCGGGGCACGUCCAAAGAGGAGGCCUCUCAGAGCAGCGAGGUGGACUACUCCGGUGGCGGCGGGGGCGCUGCCGGCCACGGGCGGGAUCUGGCCGGCCGGCCUCCCUCCCACCCGCUGACCAAAGUGCGGUUGGACCUCCCUCACCGGUGCCUGCACCCGGAUUACAGCCGCCCCAUCGCCUUCCCGCCCCGUUCGAUCCGAGAGAGCAUUGAGGAGGACUUGGUGGAAGAGACUCUGGGCCAGGACGUGGGCAUCAAGGCCGGCCCCGGGGAGUCCAGCGUGGGCGAGUGGCUGAAGGCCAUCGGCAUGGAGAGAUACGAGGAGGGCCUGAUCCACAACGGCUGGGACGACCUGGAGUUCCUCAGCGACAUCACAGAGGAGGACUUGGAAGAGGCAGGGGUGAUGGAUCCCAACCACAAGGGCUUGCUUCUGGACCACUUGAGGCUCAGGAAGUAGGGGGCAGGAGGGGGUCUGGGGGCCUCUCUCCAUCCCCCCCUGACCCCUGCUCCCCCCCAACCAGGAGGUGCCUCUUCCCUUUUCGGCUUAGGAUCCGACCACCCACCACCACCCUGCAGGCACGCGGCCACUCUUGCUGCGCCAGGAGGGCGCCUCCCCCUGGAGGGGGGGCCCAGGGGCAUAGCUGCACAGGCAUCGAGGACGGCGUCAGGUCUUGGCACCCUGGAGGAAACUUUUGGGACAUCAUGAGAUGGCAGGAAACUGGGGGCGGGUUUGGGGGAUCUGGGUCUUGCACUCCCCCCCUUCUUGAUUGUGGAGCAAACGGGACCCAGCUGGCUGAGAGGGAAAACAGGGACCGAAAUGCAGGUGGUCCAGGUGAGGGUCACUCCCCAGCUGAGCAUUUCAAAGGAGCAUCCUUUAAAGCAAUCAAACCUUUCUCUUCCCUUCUUCUUCCCCAUGCGCCCCCCCCUUCCCGGUGCUGCUUAACUUAUUCUUAUUUAUUACACCAAAAGAAGGACUUCCGCGUUUUUCCCUCUUCAUUUUUCCUCUUCCUAGCAAAGCCACUUUUCCUCUCCUGCUCCUCCUGUGGCCUUUGAACCCAACGUCGUCGUAUGCAUGCACAUACCCACACCCCAUUUCCUCCGCUUGGGAAAGCCCUUCCUAUUUCACUCCAAUUCCUAGAAUUCCCCCACCUCCUCCAGGGAGCAAAACAUUUCGAGGGGUUCUGGAGAGCCGAGCAGAGGAGUCGCGGAAAACCCUUCGAGGUUCCUGUACGCUCUCCAGCUGGACAUUUGCCCCUGGCGAGCGGGACAGAUCUGCUCUGAAGAAGGGCAACUGGCUCAGGAAAAGAGAGCUUGCUGCAGUCCUUGGUCCCCGGAGCAGCCCCAGGUGCGAAUCUGCCGGGCUGCCACCUUGAGCUUUGGGCAUCGGGGGGGGGCGGGGGUAGAACGGGCCGCCAGUCUUACUGUGCCUCCUGCCCAGGGGCUGGUCGUCAAAUCACCGCCCUGGAAGAAGAGGGAGCCAAGGCAUAAGAGGACUGGCUGCCCGGAGCCCCCGUUUGCCUCCAGAAGGAGCGAGCCUUGAACAUCUCAAGCCCCACCAUCCCCACCAUCAUCCCCUCCUCCCAAAUCUUUUCCCUUCCAGCCGCCCUAGUCCAACCCUACCCGUGGGCUUCUCCCUUCCUGGAAGCUUUCCGUGGAGUUUGCUUUUCCAAACGGUUUUCCAGCUGGGUUUGUUUGUUUCUCCCCCCCCC
Molecule: messenger RNA, 4549 nt
Organism: Pogona vitticeps (central bearded dragon)
Lineage: Eukaryota; Metazoa; Chordata; Lepidosauria; Squamata; Agamidae
Source: RefSeq, a predicted model, not a curated record